UUGUUUGUUUUCUUAUCACCCUCUCUAUCUCUAUUUUCUUCAUUUUUUCUCUGGUAAGAAAAUAAUACACUAGGGUCAAAGUCACAAUGUUCACUUUUUGAUGUUGGAUGUGUGGAUUUUUUUAUUUAAGGAAUUUUUGGACCCAUCGAGUUUACAAUUGUUAUCCUCUGUAAAGAAAAUAAUUAAUUUAUGUGCUAAGCUUCACGGGGAAUUUCAAUUUUACUGUCCACAAUUUUUUAUCAUAUCAGAAUUGAGUAGUUAUUUGGCGCUACACAAUUUGAAAAAAAUCAAGCCUGGAAUUUUUCAAUUUAGAAACUAAUUUUUUUAAUCAAGAAAUAAGCGAAAAUGUCGACGUGGCUAACUAAUUUCCUAAAUUGUCGUUUUUUUUUGUCUUGAAAUCCCCUUUUCAAUAUAAUUUCUAAUAAUUAUUUAUUUUUCAGCCUCAUCAAUAUAAAAAUGAGAAUCUUAGUCGGUGUGAAACGUGUUGUUGACUAUGCUGUCAAAAUUCGCGUCAAACCAGACAAAACUGGCGUAAUUACCGAAGGUGUUCAACAUUCAAUGAAUCCAUUCGAUGAAAUUGCAUUGGAAGAAGCUGUCAAACUAAAGGAAAAGAAAUUGGCCACCGAAGUUGUUGCAUUCUCUUUCGGAGGACCAAAAUCCGCUGAAGUUUUGAGAACUGCUUUGGCUAAGGGAGCCGAUAAAGCAAUUCAUGUAACUGUUAGCGAUGCGGAAGCGGCUAAGGCUGAACCAUUGCAUGUUGCGCAAGCUUUGCAAAAAAUUGUUGAGCAGGAGAAGUUUGAUGCAGUUUUUGUUGGAAAACAAGCUAUUGAUGACGAUGCUUCACAGGUUGGUUUUUAAAAUUUUUACUUGAAUAAUAAAUGAAAUUUUGUGCAAGAACCUAGCAAAAACCAGCCAAAAAUUGUUUGAAUUGCCUGAAAAUUCGAAUUUCCUCCUAAUUUUUUUGAACAUUGAGGAAAAUGGUCUGAAAGGUUAAAUUCAAAUUCUAUAGCAGAAAAUUCUUCGAAAAAUCCCAACAUAUUUCCAGACAGCCCCACUUUUGGCGGGACUUUUGGAUUGGCCUCAAGCUUUGUAUGCAUCGAAAGUUGAAGACGGAGGAGCUGGAAGUUUGAAAGUUACCAGAGAAAUUGACGGAGGAUUGGAUACUAUUAAGGUAAUUUUUUGAAGGGAAAAUUGAGAAAUUAUGGAUUUUGAUAAGGAUAAUUGAAAAAAAACACGAGAGUUUGGUCUAAAAACCACCAUAGAUUUCUGUAAUAUCUAAUAAUAACAGAAAUAAAAUUUUGGCAAUAGGUGAGGUGUGCCACGUGGAAUUUUUUAAUUGAAAAUUCGGAAUUUUUCUAAAAGACACCGAACAAUUAAAAUUUGUUGUAAUGGAAUGCCAUAUAUGGGGGUACGCAUCUCAAAAAAUCUCGAUUUUUGUCAGAAUCAAAAUUUUUCGACCAUUUGAAAAAAUAUUGAAUAGUGGUCUGAAUCGUCCGAUUUUUUCCGAAAAUUUGCAUAUUGUUUAUAAGUGAAAAAUUCUCAAAUAACCAAAAAAAUUAUCUCAAAUAUUUUGAAAAAAAUCUGUUUUCGAAAAAAAAUUUAUUGACAAUAAUGUACAAAAAAGAUCGAAUUUUCUGGGGUUUUGUGACUUUUUCUUGCAUCCGAGUGUAAAAUCCUUCGUUCAUCUUUUGCGGAGUUGGGAGCAUAUUCCAAAAUAUUCAACUUGGCUGUAAAAACAUUUUGUUCAUGUUUUAUUUUUUAUAUUUUUCAUUGUUUUUAAACUAUUUGUUGCAACUAUCUUGUGAGGGACUUUUGACAAAGAAACUCAAGAGCUAAAAAGAAUUCACGUAUUUUCUACUAUUUAAUAAAAAUUCCGCGUGAGAGAUACAUGAUGUAAAAUUUUGAUGAUCUGUUCAAAGGCAAAAAAAAAAGAAUUUACGUUUUUUUUUCUUUAAAAAAAUAGUUUCGCGUGUAAGAUACAUGAUGUACAAUUUUGUGAGCAAUUUUUGGCUUUCGAAAUUUUUUUCGAAAAAUUACUUGAUUUUUGCCAGAAAGAGCUUCCAAAACCAAGAAAGAAAACGAAUUAUUUUUCAAACACUUGUAAAUUUAUUAGUUACUUGCAAAUGAAUGAGAUUCUAUAUUCUGUGAUAGGGAAUUAAACCACGUCCUAUUUUCUAAAGAAAAUGUAGCCUAGGACCUGAAAAAAGCAGAUCACUUUGUUUCAUUGGAUCCGAUUCAAAAUCACUUAAUUAUUAUUUGUUUCACACCUUUCAUAAUUCCGUGACUAUUUCUUCGAUGGCUUUGAAGUUGAGAGACUGAUUGUAAGUUUUGCAUUCACUGAAAACAGAUUGAACUUUUUCGUUCACACUUUUAGUAUUAAAAAACCAACCAUGAAAUCAUCUUAUUUUUCUGGCGCAAUUCAUUGAAAAACAAAAAAUGAAUAUUCCAAGCUGGUUUCACGUCACGUAAUGAAAUUAAUAAAACCAUUUUCUUUUUUUAAUGAAGAAAACAAAAAGAAAUAAAAUUUUGAUGAGUAAAAAUAAUUUAAAACGUGACCACUCUCAUGACACGUAUUCUUUUAUCAUUUCGUGUUUCUAAAUUGAGCGAUCGUCGUUUUAGAAGAAUGCAGUUAUUUUUCAUCAUUCUACCUCUAAUUAUUAUCAAUUGUCUUGAAUCAAAAAUUUCAGAGGUGAGGAUUUUGAAUGUUCUAGCGAUCCAGAAAUAAUAAUGUUUUUCGUCAGAAUAUACCAGUUUUGACUUUCAAAUAUAACAAAAGUGCUCCGUGAUCUCUAGAAAAAAUAGAAAAAACUCGUAAAAGAUGGACAGACCAUCUUACAUAACCAGCAUAUAAAUUCCCCAUACCGGCAAAACGAAAUUUAUAUACUUUCAUACUGAUCAAUUAGUUAUAAUGGUUAAUAGAAUCUCAUUCAUUUGCAAGUAACUAAUAAAUUUACAAGUGUUUGAAAAAUAAUUCGUUUUCUUUCUUGGUUUUGGAAGCUCUUUCUGGCAAAAAUCAAGUAAUUUUUCGAAAAAAUUUCGAAAGCCAAAAAUUGCUCACAAAAUUGUACAUCAUGUAUCUUACACGCGAAACUAUUUUUUUAAAGAAAAAAAAACGUAAAUUCUUUUUUUUUUUGCCUUUGAACAGAUCAUCAAAAUUUUACAUCAUGUAUCUCUCACGCGGAAUUUUUAUUAAAUAGUAGAAAAUACGUGAAUUCUUUUUAGCUCUUGAGUUUCUUUGUCAAAAGUCCCUCACAAGAUAGUUGCAACAAAUAGUUUAAAAACAAUGAAAAAUAUAAAAAAUAAAACAUGAACAAAAUGUUUUUACAGCCAAGUUGAAUAUUUUGGAAUAUGCUCCCAACUCCGCAAAAGAUGAACGAAGGAUUUUACACUCGGAUGCAAGAAAAAGUCACAAAACCCCAGAAAAUUCGAUCUUUUUUGUACAUUAUUGUCAAUAAAUUUUUUUUCGAAAACAGAUUUUUUUCAAAAUAUUUGAGAUAAUUUUUUUGGUUAUUUGAGAAUUUUUCACUUAUAAACAAUAUGCAAAUUUUCGGAAAAAAUCGGACGAUUCAGACAAAAUUUUUCUUCUUGCACAAUAAUCGUACAUUUUUUUCCAUUUUUAAAAUGACUCUGAAAACCAUCAGAAAAUUAUUGUUUCUGACAAAAAUCGACAUUUUUUGAGAUGCGCACCCCCAUAUAUGGAGUUUUUGACGCUAAUGUUUUUUCUCAAUUAUUUUUUCCAGUCGCGAAAUGUUAUCAGAAAUGACCAAAAGGCAAUGAAAUUUCAACCAAAUAACUCAAAAAGUCUAAUUUUUCACUCGAAAACUUUGAAAUUUUGCAGGUCAAACUCCCAGCUGUUUUAUCAGCCGAUUUGCGGUUAAACGAACCACGCUACGCAACAUUGCCAAAUAUCAUGAAGGCCAAAAAGAAACCACUCAAAGCAAUUGCAGCAAAAGAACUCGGAAUCGAUUUGACACCACAAACAAGCGUUUUGGAAGUUGCUGAACCGGCGCAAAGAAAAGCUGGUGGAUUUGUCGCUGAUGUUUCGGAAUUGAUUGCUAAAUUGAAGGAAAAGGGAUUGGUCAAGGCUUAA
Molecule: messenger RNA, 4090 nt
Organism: Caenorhabditis angaria
Lineage: Eukaryota; Metazoa; Nematoda; Chromadorea; Rhabditida; Rhabditidae
Source: the annotation of a GenBank genome assembly